AUGGGCAAAUCCAUGCGUCUGACGUUUAAGGGCGAUAAGUCGAACCGCAAACGCACUGCACAAAAAUGUGAUGGCGAUAUAUCUAAGCGCCCCGCCUACACCACAGCUAACGACUCGGACGCUGAAAUGUACGGCGGCGAUGACCAAGCGUGGGUCCCGGUAGAGACUCCCUAUGAAAUCACUGGACCAUGUUUUUUGUACCAGACGAACGAGGGCACAGCGACCGCUUUGUUUUUUAACGCACCACUUGGCCAACCGGAAACGACGACCGUGACUGCCCCCGAGCUUCCCGUAGAUCUUGCUAUCGACGGUGCAACCUUUGCUGGUGCAGAGAUUACACCACAAGAUGUACAUCAAGUAUGGGUUGCGCAUCGAGUUGCUGAAACGGACAAGUGGACGCUGAAAAGUGCACAAGGCACGUUCCUUGGGUGCGACCAAUUUGGUUCUGUCAUUGCAUUUAGCGAGGCGCGCGGUCCUCAGGAGGAAUGGGCGGUGAAAAUGGUGGAGCCCGCGGCACCGGGAAUAGAGCUUGGUUCAUCCACUGUGCGCGGGGCGCGCCGUGGUAUCGCGCUUCAAUCUACGUACGGCGGGUGGCUGACACUGGAACCAAAACAGGACGGUGCUAAGCGUCAUACGCUGCGAGCAGAUGAUAAGGAGCUGCAGCCAAGUUCGAUUUGGGAUGCGCGUGUUCAGUGGAAGUACCGGCAUGAGGUGCGGCGCAGUGCGCGACCUGCACAUCAGCGUGGAGCGGCAUUGGAGCAUGUGAGUAUCGACACGGAAGUCCAUUUGAUCCGUUCGAGGCAGGCAUGGAAUGCAGGUGGCCGAGCGCUGGACACGGUAGGCUCCCGCCGUGCUCUGGAAAAAGCACAGCGCGAAGGUCGACUUAGUGAAGCGAUGCUUGAUCGCCGCAUGAAAUUGAAAAGUGACAAGUUUGCAUAA
Messenger RNA from Malassezia vespertilionis, 939 nucleotides. RefSeq lists its product as uncharacterized. The transcript has 3 exons. Bases 1 to 939 code for a protein of 312 amino acids. Gene Ontology annotation, molecular function: actin filament binding. The record is from RefSeq and is a predicted model, not a curated record. Lineage: Eukaryota; Fungi; Basidiomycota; Malasseziomycetes; Malasseziales; Malasseziaceae. Gene Ontology annotation, cellular component: nucleolus; catalytic step 2 spliceosome; striated muscle dense body.